AUGGAAGCGAAAGAUCGUCACAAUAAAGGGGGCAAUGGUGAUACGAUGAACUCGAACUCAAACAUCACAACAGAUACAAAACGGGAAAAUACCAAAUUUGUGUACUUCCUGUCAUGCUUCGCGACUAUUGGAGGUCUGAUAUUUGGAUACGACACAGGAAUCGUGUCCGGUGCCAUGCUGCUAAUAAAACCUUUCUUCGACUUGAACACAAUAUGGACAGAGAUAAUAGUUAGUGGCACCAUCGGUGCGGCCGCGCUGUUUUCUCUUGUAGCUGGUUUCACCACGGAUUUCUUUGGCCGAAAGAAAACCAUCAUGGCUGCCAGUUUUGUGUUUACGGGAGGAGCUAUUCUCAUGGCACUUUCACCAUCCAAAGAGAUAUUGCUGGUGGGCAGGAUAAUUGUGGGAAUGGGCAUAGGAUUUGCCUCCAUGACAGUUCCAAUGUAUGUAGCGGAAGUUGCGCCAGCUCAGAUCAGAGGUCGUCUGGUGACCUUGAAUCAGCUUUUCAUCACCAUUGGUAUCGUCAUCUCGGCACUCAUUGCUGGGGGAUUCAGUGAAAUGAAACCAGACGGCUGGAGGUAUAUGCUUGGGUUAGCAGGCGCACCUUCACUGAUCCAGUUCUGUGGAUUUUUCUUCCUCCCAGAAAGUCCUCGUUGGCUUGUGAGCAAGGGACGAGAUGUCGAGGCGCGUACUGUGCUCGUGAAGAUACGUGGAACCGAUGACGUCACGAGAGAACUCGACGACAUAAGAACAGUCAUAAAUCGUGAUAAGCAAUUAGAUCAGGGUAACAAAGUUAAAGAAGUAGCAAGUUUGUGUGGUACUCCACACGUGAUGAAGGCGCUCUUCGUUGGGGCAGGACUGCAGCUCUUUCAGCAGCUCUGUGGGAUAAACACUGUCAUUUACUACAGCGCUUCUAUUAUCAAAAUGUCGGGAUUUCCGGUUGAAUAUGCAAUCUGGCUGGUUAUGGUUCCAAACACGGUCAACUUUCUUUCAACGUUCAUUGGUCUUUGGGCCGUAGAAAAAUUCGGUCGUAAACGGUUGACCGUGAUUAGUUUUUCAGGUGUGAUUAUGUCCCUUGCCGUUUUAGCAAUCGGUUUUCAGCUGUCUGCGAUAUAUUCUCCUGAAAUUAAUCGUAAUAUCACGGAAACCUACGACGGAAAUGGAACGGUCAUCACCGAUAGUUGCUACGUCAAAUAUACCGUCUGCAGUGACUGCAUCAAAGACAGUCGCUGCGGCUUCUGUUACGACGACAUUGCCAAUGGAACGUGUCUACAGGCGCAACCUAGCCACAAAGAGGAACGAGCACAAUAUGGCCGCUGCAACGCAACUAACGUUUCCACUACCGGCAUGCACUGGGCCCAAGGGUACUGUCCAACAGACUAUUCCUGGAUGGCUAUUCUAGGGCUGGUUCUGUUUGUCAUUAGUUUUGCACCAGGUUUGGGACCAAUGCCAUGGACCAUAAACUCUGAAAUCUACCCUUUGUGGGCGCGUGGGACGUGCAUUGCCAUGGCAACUGCUGUUAACUGGAUUUUUAACCUUAUAGUGUCCUUCAGUUUUCUCACAUUGACAGAAACAAUCACAACAUACGGUACGUUUUGGCUGUUCGCAUGCAUUUGUUUAGUUGGGAUGAUCUUCACGUUGAUCUUCGUGCCCGAGACGAAGAACAAGACUCUGGAGGAAGUCCAGUUACUGUUCAUGACAAAGACAGCCCGCGAGAGUCGGCAGGGACUCAGUGUGUACGAUGUGGAGGUAGACAAUGUCGUUCACGACCAUGUGGCUCACAGUGAUGUCCACAAGUCGGAAGAUACCAGAAUGUAA
This is a messenger RNA of Gigantopelta aegis, 1815 nucleotides long. RefSeq names its product proton myo-inositol cotransporter-like. The record is from RefSeq and is a predicted model, not a curated record. Bases 1 to 1815 code for a protein of 604 amino acids. Gene Ontology annotation, cellular component: membrane. Gene Ontology annotation, biological process: transmembrane transport. Gene Ontology annotation, molecular function: myo-inositol:proton symporter activity. The transcript is spliced from 9 exons. Lineage: Eukaryota; Metazoa; Mollusca; Gastropoda; Neomphalida; Peltospiridae.